Messenger RNA from Triticum aestivum (bread wheat), 711 nucleotides. RefSeq names its product cysteine-rich and transmembrane domain-containing protein WIH2. Gene Ontology annotation, cellular component: plasma membrane. The transcript has 3 exons. The record is from RefSeq and is a predicted model, not a curated record. NCBI's taxonomy places the organism in Eukaryota, Viridiplantae, Streptophyta, Magnoliopsida, Poales, Poaceae. The coding region runs from base 199 to 435 and encodes 78 amino acids.
GCGCAUGCAUCUCUUCUCUGUAUAAGUAGACAAAUCGAAUGAUGCAGUUUCCACUCCAUCCCGUUCUGUCCAGUCACUAGCAAGUUCGUCCUCCUCCUCAUCUCCUGUUCUUCAUUGGUCUCCGUUAAUUGCGUCAGAACUAAGAGGAACAGAGCAUUGUUCUGCAGGGCUUUUGCUACCUCUUCCUGCGACUCGAUCAUGAGCUACCAGCAGGGCUACCCGCCACCGGGCACUGCAGCAGCGUACCCUCCGCCGGGCCACCACCAGCAGGCCUACGUCGCGCCGCCGCCGGCUAUGUACCAGCAGGACCAACAGUACCCUCCUGCCGGCGCCGACACCACCAGCCGCGGCGGACACGGCCACGGCGGCGAUGGCUUCUUGAAAGGAUGCUGCGCGGCGCUGUGCUGCUGCUGCCUCCUCGACGCCUGCUUCUGAUCGACUUCGUCCCAUGUUGUUCCACCGGCACGAUCAGGCGUGGCAGAUAGAUUAUAUAGAGUAUCUUCAUACUUUUUUUGCUUCUUUUUAAAACGUGGUUGAUGUGUUGAGUACUAGUCCCAGAACAAGAUCUUUUUUUUUGUUUUUUUUGGAGAGGCAGAACAAGAUUUCUUGUGUGUGAUAUUUUUUUUAACAAGUUCCUGUGUAUGAUAGAUAGAUAUGUGAGAUUGAUCUGAUGGCCUUAUGGAAUGUAUAUUUUCUUGGUGUUUUCUUUUA